Molecule: messenger RNA, 508 nt
Organism: Puntigrus tetrazona (Sumatra barb)
Lineage: Eukaryota; Metazoa; Chordata; Actinopteri; Cypriniformes; Cyprinidae
Gene: micos10
Product: mitochondrial contact site and cristae organizing system subunit 10
Exons: 4
Coding region: 99-329 (76 amino acids)
Cellular component (GO): MICOS complex; mitochondrial inner membrane; mitochondrion
Source: RefSeq, a predicted model, not a curated record
GCACCCUCCUCCACAGCCGGGGAAGGAAAGAAUGACAGCAGCGUACUCCAGCCUUCAAGCCAAAGUCAUCCGCGCCACCGCUGCCGUCCGCCUUCGACAUGUCUGACAAAGAGCUCGGCCAAAAGUGGGACCGCUGCCUCGCAGACGGCGCGAUUAAAUUCGGUACCGGUCUGGGUCUAGGAAUUGUGUUCUCCGUUGUGUUCUUCAAGCGCCGGACGUGGCCCAUCGCGUUUGGGACGGGACUGGGUCUGGGCAUGGCUUAUUCCAACUGCCAGAAUGACUUGAGGUCACAUUACGUCCUGCACAGUGAAGUUGCUAAGGAGCAGUAGAGCCUCACCUCAUCAGUUACGGAUUCUGUCAUCUGCCUUGCUUUUCAUAUUCGAAGCCUGACACAAUCAGACUGGUUCGUCAGACUGGUUGUCUUUCUUUCUCCAUUACAUCCAUGUUCAUGUACAGGACAGUCUGUUUAUAUUUAAUAAAAUAUUAAAGGAGAUUGGAAAUUUGCUAA